AUGCGCACUCAAAUUUUUGCUGCUGCCGCAUUACUUGCGAGCAGCGCUGCGGCCACCAACACAUGGACGCGCAUCGACACUUCUCCUGCUGAUAGCUUCCGCUUCCUGAGAGCCCGCCAAGGUGGAGAAUCAUUUAAGCCAGACCAAACCAAUGGUUCUGGCGAAACCUGCGAAGAUGCUUUCGGCGCUGGCUACGUCCAAUGUGGAACAACAGGCAAAAUUUGCUUCAAUCCCAAUAUCGGGCAAUCAUGCUGCGAUGGAUAUUCCUGCCCAAGCGGUUCUGGCUGCCUCACUGAUGGCUACUGCUGCCCAGAUGACCUUGGGCCCAAAGCUUGUCUUGAGAAAUUAGGCAUGAGCAACCUGCCCCCUUUUCUUCCCUCCGCCACUGCCAUGCCAUCUGCGUCUACCCCCGCCAACACCCCCUCCGAGACGCCGUCUGAGCCUCCUGCGGACGAGACCCCAUCCGAGUAUCCCAUAUCACCUUCGGCUACUCCCUCUACGGCUCCCACUGCCGCUACUAUAACCCCGAUCUACCCAACUGCCUCCCCAUCUCGAUCUGUCUGCACCGCAGCUAACACCGCAUCUAACAACAAAAUUUAUCCAACGGGCACUCUCCCAAGUCAACCUCCAUCGGCGAGUCCACCGGUGUACGGUAAUGGGGCCAUCUCAGCGGAGGUCGCUACUGGCGCCGUUGCUGUUCUCGGAUUCCUCAGCUUCAUUCAAAAUCUGUUGUAA
Molecule: messenger RNA, 735 nt
Organism: Histoplasma mississippiense
Lineage: Eukaryota; Fungi; Ascomycota; Eurotiomycetes; Onygenales; Ajellomycetaceae
Exons: 3
Coding region: 1-735 (244 amino acids)
Source: RefSeq, a predicted model, not a curated record